This is a messenger RNA of Phyllostomus discolor (pale spear-nosed bat), 2014 nucleotides long. RefSeq names its product lysine--tRNA ligase-like. Gene Ontology annotation, cellular component: cytoplasm; mitochondrion; aminoacyl-tRNA synthetase multienzyme complex. Gene Ontology annotation, biological process: diadenosine tetraphosphate biosynthetic process; basophil activation involved in immune response; lysyl-tRNA aminoacylation. Gene Ontology annotation, molecular function: ATP binding; tRNA binding; lysine-tRNA ligase activity. Lineage: Eukaryota; Metazoa; Chordata; Mammalia; Chiroptera; Phyllostomidae. The record is from RefSeq and is a predicted model, not a curated record.
AUGAGCCCUGCCAUCAUGGCCGUGCACCGUGACAGCAAAGCAUCUUGCCUCAAGGUGACCUCGUGCUGGAGACAGAAAACGGUGCAGGCAGGGGAGGUGGUGCAGCGCUCCGAACGGAGGCGGAUCCUUUUCAGCAGAGAAUCUGCCCAAACGACGCCCCCUGUGGAAAUCCUGAAGCUGCACCCUAGCCUUUCAGCCCUGGUGUUGUCAUCACUCUCCACUGAAAUAAGGUGGACUGAGGUGAGCAUGGGUGGUCGUGAGCUGCAACUGAGCACAGAGGAGUGCAGGAGAGGCCUGGCAGCUGAGCAGGAAGUAGCAGAGAGGGAGGCCAAGCAGGAGGGGCUCCAUGAGAAACAACGAAGCCAGGCCAAGGCUGCUGCUGGCAGCCUCGCCGCCGAUGUCAGGAUGUGGGUGCCGAGGAAGAGUCGGGGCCCAGACCAGUGCGUGGCUUUCCGCAGCCGGGCAGCCCACCAAGUCACCCCUUCGGAGGUCUCCCUCACUCGUUUCAUUCAAGAAUACAGACGUCUGCUGCCUGGGGACCGCCUGAGGGACAUCCCCUUAAAGGUGGCAGGUAGGGUCCAUGCCAAAGGAGCUUCUGGGGAAAAGCUCAUCUUCUAUGGCCUUCCAGGAAAGGGGGUCACGUUGCAUGUGAUGGCCAAUUCCAGGAAUCAUAAAUCAAAAGAAGAAUGUAUUUGUAUCGGUAGCAGACUACCAGGAGACGUAAUUGGAGUUCAGGGGGAUUCUGGGAAGACCAAGAGAGGGGAGCUCAGCAUCGCUCCCGAUAAGAUCACCCUGCUGUCUCCCUGUCCGCAUGUGUUACCUCGUCUGCACUUUGGCCUCACAGAGGAAGAAACAUACUGUCAGAAAUCAUUGGACUUGACCCUGAAUGACUUGGUGAGGCAGAAAUUUACCAUCUGCUCUAAGAUCCUCACACAUGUAAGAAGUUUCGUGGUUGAGCUGGGAUUCCGAGUGACUGUAGCUCCCACGGUGAGCCCCAUCCCCGGGGGAGCCAUGGCCAAGCCUUCUCUCCCCCACCACAAGGGGCCGGACAUGAAUUUGUGCCUGAGAACCGUUCCAGAACUCUACCAGAAGAGGCUGGUGGUUGGUGGCGUUGACUGGGUUUAGGACGCUGGGUGCCAGUUCUGUAAGGAGGGGACCGACUUCACUGACACUCCUGAGGCCACCCCCUUUCAUGAAAAAGCUGUUGAAUGCUCUCCACCUUGGGCCACAGCCAGGCUCCGUGAUAAGCUUGCUGGGGGCUUCCUGGAAGUGACAGGCGUCAAUCCUACAUUCUUCAGUGACCACUCACAGAUAAUGCGCCCUGUGGCCAAAUACCACCACUCUCAAGAGGCUCUGACUAAGCACUUCGAGCUGUUUGUCGUGAAGAGGGAAAUAUGCAAAGCCCACACCAAGCUGAGUCACCGCAAGUGGCAGCGGCAGCUUUCUGAAGACAAGGCCAAGGCCAAGGCUGCUGACGAUGAUGCGGCCAUGUUCAUGGACGAACACUCCUGCAUGGCCCUGGACUACUGCUGCCCGACGCAUGGCUGGGGCUCCAGCACCCACCGAGUCUCCAUGUUUCUUGCAGACUCCAGUGACAUCAAGGAAGUGCUUCUGUUUCCUGCCCUGGAACCCGUAGGCUGGCGGGAAAGUGUAGCAACCGCUGAUAACACUGGCACUUUGUCUACAAGAUUAUCAUCGCAAGUCACGCAACUGAGGCAUCCUUGCCCUUCUGCCAAAGACAAGCAUGGCAAGGGAAUCCUUGUACGGUGCCGUCCAUGUGACUCCUGCAGUUCAGUCACGAGGAGAGAGGAAAGGAAUUAAGAAUUCCAUUUAUGCCCCUUGUAGCCAAAUAAUCUGUUUUUCUCUAAAAAAGAAAAGAAAAAUGGGGUGCAGUAAGAAGCAAACCCAAAUGUGACGUUGAUUCAGGCAAACAAUGCAGUGGCGAAAAGGAACUCUGUUUGGCUUUGAUGCUGGGAACAGUCUCUCUAUGGCGGCUCAAGAACCCUGGUGUGAG